AUGAGUAUUUGGACAGAAUCAGCAUUCCUGAAAUUGAACUCUGUGGCAAUAACAGCAAUAUCAAAAUAUCUAAAUGUAUUUUCAAUUGGAGUAAUAACAAAACUACUGAUGGUUGUAGCUCAGAAA
Messenger RNA from Entrophospora candida, 126 nucleotides. The record is from the annotation of a GenBank genome assembly. NCBI's taxonomy places the organism in Eukaryota, Fungi, Glomeromycota, Glomeromycetes, Entrophosporales, Entrophosporaceae.